AUGUCGCAGCUCUCCGAUGUCUACGCAUCAUCUAGCUUCGAUGGGGUGCAAUUAGACACGCUACAAUACCUUGUUCCUAACGAUUCCCUAUCCCAACGCGAAAGCCAGAGUCAACUACUAUCCGAAAGUCAGUUUGGAUCAGUUCCAGACCUUCCAGACCUUCCAACCCAUCGAUCGCGCGUGGCACCUCAGGCCCCAGACACUCUUACACGAAUCAAACCAGACCGUAUCAACGAGUACGUUGUCUUUACAACUACAAUGACCGCAGAAUUUAUUCAGUGGUGGCUUGAAACCGACUUUGGUAAGAAGAAGCGGAUCAACUGGGAUAUGAACCGUCGUGCAGAGUGCUGGAAAGGGUUUCAACAAGUUGCAAAUACCAAAGAUAGGAAGCCAGGCGUUAUAUGCAAACGGUGCCGUACAAUUCUUGAGCACCCAACUACCAACCAUACUGGAACCUCAUCGAUGCAGAAACAUCUCGAUGGGCUAAGGUGCCGACAGCGAAUACCGAAGAAGGGUAAUAUCCAGCAACUACUUAGUGACGCGGCUGAGAGAAGACCAGCGCCUACCUUUACCCAGCAAAUAUGGGAGCAGAAGAUCCUAAACCUGAUCACUGUAUCGUAUUUACCCUUCCUAUUUGUCGAACAUCAAGAAUUCCACGACCUCCUUUCCUACGCACGGCUAGCACCCACACUACCAAGUGUUCCAUCAAGAAAGGUGAUUCGUGAGCGCCUUCAGGAUUUUGUUAUAGAACAUCAACAGGAGACACUACAACGGCUUCCAUCUAGUGCAAGAAUGUCGAUUGCGCUUGACUGUUGGACUUCUCCAUUCCAGCAAGCAUUCAUGGCUAUCACAGGAUACUUCCUAGACCAGGAAUGGGAGUAUCGCGAGGUUCUCCUUGGGUUUGAGCCAAUAUCUGGAUCUUAUACUGGAGUGAACCUCGCGGUGAAUGAUUCGACUAAGACGCUACAGCAAGAGACAGAUUCUACAAUUGUCCAAGCCGCCCCGAAGAAUAACAACACCGAGACGGAAUGGUCUGAAGAUCGUGUACAUUCACUUCGUGCACGCCAGCAGAAACAUGAGAUCGCUGAUACUCUAAAUAAGGUUUGCGGCCUUACAGUUUAUAUCAACGGAAGCCCUCAACGCAAAGAAGCCUUCUUGAAUCUUCAAUCUAAUAAUGCUGGGAUAAGGCUUCUCCUAAUCCAGGAUGUCCGUAUACGAUGGAAUUCGACAUUUCUGAUGCUUCGGCGGGCGAAAAGACUUCAUGAUAUAUUCGACAAGUACUGCAAGGACUACACCCAAACCUAUUUUGCUGCGAAGGAGAAACUGAAGAAAUACUACGGUGAGACAGAUGAUAUCGAAGAGAGGGCCCUUGACGGUGAUUCUUCACCACGAUCAAUUACUCCACAGUACGACGAGCUCACCAAAUAUCUCCAGAGUGAUACUAUUAAAGGAUCUGUUCGGAUCUUCUGGAAAGAUCAUCAGAGAGAGUUCCCUGUUCUUGCAAGCAUUGCCCGUGAUAUCAUGUCAAUUCCAGCAACUGGUGCCGGAGUUGAGCGUCUGUUUAACUCUGCUCGGGAUGUAUGCCACUACCGCCGGGGGUCGUUGAAUCCAGAGACUAUUCGUGAUAUUAUGUUGUACAUGUGUACAACAAAAUUUGAUAUUGAGGAGGAGCAGCGGCUGAUUCUCCAAGAGUAUCUCUUAGACCAUGAGAUAGCAGCUUCGGCAGAAGCACUUGAUGUCCAGACACAUACCUUCGAGGCUAUCAGUGAUGACGAGGAGGAGGAUAUUGAGUUGCGUCUUGAUACACCGGCUACUGUAUCAAUUAUGCAAACAACCCCAAACGUACCGCCACUCUCAGCGGUUGCCGCUGGAAAGCGGCCUGCGGUCACUUCUGGUGAUGAGGAAGAUUCUGAUGCCGAUGGAUUUGUGAACCCGGAGGAGAACCUAUUAUUAUCCUUCCCUAAUACGCAGUAUCGUGUAUCAGAACUAUGA
This is a messenger RNA of Penicillium manginii, 1992 nucleotides long. RefSeq lists its product as uncharacterized. The record is from RefSeq and is a predicted model, not a curated record. The coding region runs from base 1 to 1992 and encodes 663 amino acids. The transcript is spliced from 9 exons. Gene Ontology annotation, molecular function: DNA binding; protein dimerization activity. NCBI's taxonomy places the organism in Eukaryota, Fungi, Ascomycota, Eurotiomycetes, Eurotiales, Aspergillaceae.